Ictalurus furcatus (blue catfish) is the source of this 1179-nucleotide messenger RNA. RefSeq lists its product as uncharacterized. The transcript is spliced from 4 exons. The record is from RefSeq and is a predicted model, not a curated record. Bases 240 to 1103 code for a protein of 287 amino acids. Lineage: Eukaryota; Metazoa; Chordata; Actinopteri; Siluriformes; Ictaluridae.
GUUUAUAUGUGUCCCGUGUUUGCCGCAGUGCUUUAUGGGACAUGUAGUUCGUCAAUGUUCUGGGAACGUUGCAGUGACGUUGUGGUAACGUGACAUAACGUUAGCGAGCUUGGGCCAAUAUGACAACCACUUCCGCUUGUUUUCUUCGCGAGUCUUUGUCUUAUGUGUUUACCAAAACGAAGAGUUUUGGUGUUAUAAAGUCGCGUUUUGUUCGCUAGUUAGUUCGCUUAAAUACAGCAAUGGAAGGCAGUAAUGGUAACAGCUCGAACUGGGCGGUGGAUCGGCGGGUGGAGGGACUGGUGAACAAACACAUGGCAGACAUGGCACUGGAUACACUUCAGCAGAGACUCUCUGCUGUGUCCCAGGAAAUGAACCAUCUGUCUGCUGAAAUAUCCAGACGAGAAGACUCGAAACGUUUGGAGGAUUUAGCGCGGCGGACUGACCCACACUUCAUCGCAGGUUCCCUGCCGGAGUCUUAUAACGAAGAGCUAGUGGAGGAAAAAAAGUUGAUGACCAACACAUCCACAUCCUCCUCGUCCUCCUCAGCAGAAACUGCAGCUCAAAAAAAAAUCAUAUCACUCCUGCUGGAAAUAAAAGAAGAACAACAGAGGCAGUGGACUGUGCUGAAAGACCUGCAAGCAAUGAUUCAAGGACACAUGUGUGAGGAGGAUGUUGAAACUCUGGAUAUAGAUCUACCACUACAGACAAUGGAACAGCUUGAUGAAACUGAGAGAUAUUUGGAGAACGAUGAAGCGCAGAAGAGAAUGGUGUCUCACUUGUCUCGGAUGGGUGGUGCAACAGUGGAUGAUGCAGUUAGACGCCUGAUGCACGCAGUCUUGUCUUUCACUGUCGGUUCUGAGCUGAACUGGGUUGGUCGAGGACAAAAAAGGAGCUUCAAAAAUACCAGACUGCAAGGAGUUUUGUUCCGUGCAUUAAAGAAGACCCCUGUAGGAAAAGAGGCCACACACCAUCAGUUUGCAGAUGUAGUAAAGAAAUGGCUGCGAUUUGCUCCGUUCAGACAAGGAGGCACUGGUCGGAAACAGCAUUACAAACCUCCUGUAAAAUACCUGUGCCCCAAGUAUCAUACUGAUACUGAAGGGUGACAACAGUGUCUUAUUGUCUUAUCUUAUUCAACACAGUUCAAUGUAAAAUUUCAACUAAAAAACACAUUUUCAUGUU